Kalmanozyma brasiliensis GHG001 is the source of this 1749-nucleotide messenger RNA. RefSeq names its product Chromate transporter. Gene Ontology annotation, molecular function: chromate transmembrane transporter activity. The transcript has a single exon. The coding region runs from base 1 to 1749 and encodes 582 amino acids. Gene Ontology annotation, biological process: chromate transport. Lineage: Eukaryota; Fungi; Basidiomycota; Ustilaginomycetes; Ustilaginales. The record is from RefSeq and is a predicted model, not a curated record.
AUGUCGACUACACAGGUGCUCACACGGUCUCGCUCCCGUCACUCCAACAUCGACGCGGCUCCUCAAUCCGCACCGCAUAUCAACGAGGAUAGUGCAUCCCUCACCGCCUCGGCUGGCGCUCUGCUCGAUCCAGAAUACCAGGACCGUCGCAACCUCAAGCUCAGCGUGCGCCUCGUCGAGACCAUCCGUCACUACUGCGAUCUUGGCUUCACCGCUUUCGGUGGCCCAGGCGUUCACGUCGUCAUCCUCCGCAAGCGAUUCGUCGAUCAUCUGAAAUGGCUCGACGAGACCACCUUCGCUGACCUCUUCUCGCUCGGCAAUGCACUCCCCGGACCCGGCUCGACCCAGCUCGCCUUCUCGAUCGCUGUCGCACGCAAUGGUACCCUCGCAGGUCUCAUCGCUUUCCUCUUCUGGUCACUGCCGGGUGCGGCAGGCAUGGCAGCGUUGGGAGCCGGUGUGAGGUCCUUCCCCGACAGGCUGCCACCCAUCGUGCUGGCUCUGCUGACAGGUCUCAAUGCCGCGGCUGUCGGACUGAUCGCGCUGGCUGCAUAUCAGCUCAGCAUGUCGUCCAUCACAGAUCCGGUCACGAGGCUGCUGGUGCUCGCCUCGGCUUCGUUCGGUAUCUGCUACCACGCACCGUGGAUGUAUCCAGUGCUCGUGUUCGGAGGCGGUCUCAUCACCCUGAUCUAUGACUUUCGCCGUCGCAUAGCAAGCUUCGUAUCUACGAAGCUGGAGAUCAGCAGACGUAGAUCACAGGCUGUCAGUCGCGGCGAUGAUACUGCACAGAACGAGUCGACGCAGGACAUCGAGCUUGAGCCUGUGACGACGGCUGGCAGAGCAUCUCUCGACGCCGCAGACAAGAAGCAGUCAGGCUCUGCUGUCCAAGAGCUCCCAUUCCAGGCGGGCUCGAGCUCGAUACCGGUAAGCAUUCGACAAAGGACCGCACAGACUGUCGAUCGCAAUACGGCAACACCUCAAAAUGCAAACGAUCCCACUGCAGCAACAACCGACCAUCGCACGCCCAUCAUGGUGCUCAACCGCACCAUUGCCGUCGCCCUCGGCGUUGGCUUCCUUGUCUUCGUCAUCGCCGUCGUGGUCACCCGCUCGCAGCUCGCCUCACCACCACGCAUGCUCGACUUCUUCACCAACAUGGUCAUUGCUGGCGUCAUCAUCUUUGGUGGUGGUCCCGUGGUCAUCCCGCUCCUUCGCGGGUACACCGUCGAAAACGGCUGGGUCGAAUCGCGUGACUUUCUCCUCGGCUUUGCCAUCCUCCAAGCUUUCCCGGGUCCCAACUUCAAUUUUGCUGCCUACCUCGGCGUUCUUGCUGUCCCGCAAAACCCGGCCUUGGGGGCAUUCCUUGGCUGGCUCGGCAUUUUCUCCCCUGGUCUGCUGCUCAAGCUGUCGCUACUGCCCAUCUACAACACGUGGCGUAAGCACGAGGUGGCCAAAUCGGUGCUGCGCGGGCUCAAUGCCUCGGCGACUGGUUUGGUGUACACCGCCGUGUGGCAACUCUUCCUCGUCGGCUACAUUUACACACCUGCUCGAGGCGUUGUGGUGGAAUCGACAAGUCAGAGCGGACCGCUCACCUCCGAUCCUUUCUGGUGCGUGGUGGCCAGCUCGGCAUUCGUUGCUACUCAGUGGUUCAAGAGCCCGCCCGCCGUCACGAUUGUUGCCGGUGCUGUGGCGGGUCUCGCCUGGUUCGGCGUCGUUGGCGCGGCGGGCACGGAACGCCAACAGGCUUUCUUCUGA